AUGUCUGCCAAGAACGAGUUCCUUUGCAUCCUCCCGGACAAGCCCGACGCAUUGGCCAGAAGACUGGAAGUGCGCGCACAACAUCUUGCAAAUGUCACCCCUCUUGUUGAGUCCGGAAAGGUUGUCCUGGGCGGAGCUAUGCUCGACCAGCACCCGAAACCAGACGACUCCGUCUCCUUCAAGGGCAGUGUUAUGAUAUACGUCGCAGAGAGCAAGGAGGAGGUCGAGAGGUUGGUGAAGAAUGAUAUUUACACCAAGUCUGAUGUAUGGGACCUAGAGAAGGCUCAAAUCAUACCGUUCAAGUCUGCUGCUCGCUUGGCUUUGUAG
Aspergillus aculeatus ATCC 16872 is the source of this 327-nucleotide messenger RNA. RefSeq lists its product as uncharacterized. Bases 1 to 327 code for a protein of 108 amino acids. Lineage: Eukaryota; Fungi; Ascomycota; Eurotiomycetes; Eurotiales; Aspergillaceae. The transcript has 4 exons. The record is from RefSeq and is a predicted model, not a curated record.